Molecule: messenger RNA, 657 nt
Organism: Musa acuminata AAA Group (dessert banana)
Lineage: Eukaryota; Viridiplantae; Streptophyta; Magnoliopsida; Zingiberales; Musaceae
Product: protein NUCLEAR FUSION DEFECTIVE 6, mitochondrial-like
Exons: 4
Coding region: 59-346 (95 amino acids)
Cellular component (GO): mitochondrion
Source: RefSeq, a predicted model, not a curated record
AACAAAACCCUCGCCGCGACAGGGAUAGAAAAGAUAGUCGUCUAUUCCUCGGCCCUCCAUGGCCGCCGUGGCUAGGUCUGUCCUUCGCUCGCAUUCGCUCCGGGCCGGGGCGGCGCGGGUCGCCGCCGAGUCCGCUGCGGCCUCGCGCCCUCUACUUCGCGGUAUCCCCAAGAUGAGGCCGGCUGUCGCCGCUCGCUUCCUCAGGUCUCCUGUCGAGGCGAGCUUCUGCGUGGAGACGCUGAUGCCGAUGCACAGCGCAACGGCCUCGGCGCUGAUGACAUCGUUGCUCAGCGUUUCGCGUAGAGGAUACGGGUGGCUUUCUGAAGGACGAGAUGAAACUAGAUGAAGGCCAAACACCAAAAGCUGGCAGUGAAGAUGCAUGAUGAUGUAUCAGGUGGACUCGAGCAAUGUUUUGGAUCAGACUUCUGUACUGCUUCGACAAUGAUACUUAGCUAUCAUAUUGAAGGAACUGGCUUAUGUAGUUUUGUGAUUUUUCUGCUAGAUGAACCAGAAAGGUUAUUUGUUCUUGCUUUUGCCCCAUUGUUUUGCUCAUGCUCCAUGAAAUGCUGAAGCUGUAUGGAACAUUUUUGAGGGACUGGAUGCCAACAAAACAUGGAAAAUAUAUGCUCUCAAGUUGUUAGCAUCUUAUUAGUUUGA